Messenger RNA from Dromiciops gliroides (monito del monte), 2150 nucleotides. RefSeq names its product EGF like domain multiple 6 (gene EGFL6). The record is from RefSeq and is a predicted model, not a curated record. Gene Ontology annotation, molecular function: calcium ion binding. The transcript is spliced from 12 exons. NCBI's taxonomy places the organism in Eukaryota, Metazoa, Chordata, Mammalia, Microbiotheria, Microbiotheriidae. Gene Ontology annotation, cellular component: membrane. Bases 39 to 1691 code for a protein of 550 amino acids.
CCCCGGUGCCUCAGCCGGUCCGCCACCGCGCCUCCACGAUGCGGGCAUCCUGGUGCCCAGGGCUGUCACUCCUUCUCUCCUUCGUUGCAGGUGGUUUUGUUAAAACGGCAGCCAGCUCAAGAAGUCAUAGAUCACUGGCAUUUGCAGACCAGCCUGGCAUCUGUCACUAUGGCCCUAAAGUUGAAUGCUGCUAUGGAUGGAGAAAGAACAACAAAGGACUCUGUGAAGCCAUUUGUGACAAUGGAUGCAAGUAUGGUGAAUGCGUGGGCCCAAAUAAAUGCAAAUGUUUUCCUGGAUUUACAGGGAAAACUUGCAGUCAAGAUAUGAAUGAAUGUGGACUGAAACCUCGCCCCUGUAAACACAGAUGCAUGAACACUCACGGCAGCUACAAGUGCUAUUGCCUCAGUGGCUACAUGUUGAUGCCUGACGGCACCUGUUCCAAUUCCAGGACGUGCGCUAUGACAAACUGUCAGUAUGGCUGUGAAGACACCAAAGAUGAGGUCCGGUGUCUGUGUCCAUCCACUGGGCUACAACUGGCACCUAAUGGAAGAGCCUGUAUAGAUGUUGAUGAGUGCUUGUCCGGUAAAGUUCUCUGUCCCUACAAUCGGAGAUGUGUGAACACAUUUGGGAGCUACUACUGCAAAUGCCACAUCGGUUUUGAACUGAAAUAUAUCAAUGGGCGCUAUGACUGUGUAGAUAUAAAUGAAUGUACUGCAAACACUCACAAGUGCAGCAUUCAUGCUGACUGUCUCAAUACCCAAGGUGCUUUUAAGUGCAAAUGUAGACAAGGAUAUAAGGGCAAUGGACUUCAUUGUUCUGUUAUUCCUGAAAAUUCUGUGAAAGAAAUCUUCCGGACGCCUGGAACCAUUAAAGACACCAUCAAGAAGUUGCUUGCUCAUAAGAACAGUGUAAAAAAGAAUGAAGAAAUAAAGAAUGUGAUCCCAGAACCUGCUGUGACUCCAGCUACCAGCAUUCUGUUGCAUUCAUUCCAUUAUGAAGAUAGCAUUCAGGUGCAUGGGGCCUAUGAUGGAAAGGAGAAAGAACAUGAAGAUACCAGGAAAGAAGAUGGGAGGGAGGAAGAGGAAGGACAGAUUGACCUCAGGAACCAAAUUGAUCCUGAGCAAAGCCUUAGAGGAGAUGUGUUCUUCUCUAAGGUUAACGAGGCCGUUCCAUUUGAUCUAUUCCUGGCCCAGAGAAAAGUUCUAACCUCAAAAUUAGUACACAAAGAUUUAAAUGUGUCAAUUGACUGCAGCUUUGAUCAGGGAAUUUGUGAUUGGAAACAGGAUACGGAAGAUGAUUUUGACUGGAAUCCUGCUGAUCGAGAUAAUGCUGUUGGGUAUUACAUGGUAGUCCCAGCCUUUGUAGGACAUAAGAAGGAUGUUGGCCGUUUGACACUUCUCCUUAACAACCUUCAGCCCCAAAGCAGCUCCUGCUUAAUGUUUGAUUAUCGACUUGCUGGAGAAAGAGUGGGGACACUUAAAGUACUUGUGAAAGAUAAAAAUAAUGCUCCUGCCUGGGAGGAGACCAGCAGUGAGGAUGGAAGGUGGAAGACUGGAAAAAUUCAACUGUAUCACGGAAUUGAGACUACCAAGAAUAUCAUUUUUGAAGCAGAACGUGGCAAGGGCAAAACCGGAGAGAUUGCUGUAGACACUGUCUUAUUAGUUUCAGGCCUAUGUCCUAAAGGCCUUUAAUCUAUGAAUUGCUGAAUGUGAUUUUUAAUUUUUCUUAUUAUUUGUCUUUAAGCUAGUACUAUAUUUUUUACAUAAUGACAUAGAUGUUAACACAUGCUAGAAAUGCUAAGAGAUUGAAACUCAUUAUGAAAUUUAUUUCUUAGUACCCAUUUUUAUCUGAAAUGUGCUAAUACUAGCUUUACAGCAUGGUACUCCUAUGUUUUGUCACUCAACUCUGGAUUGUUUCAUUAAGUAUAGAAAUGCCUAUCCAGAUUUUUGUAAUAUAUGGUCUUUAUUUUAUAUACAUGAGCUAUAGAAUUGCUAUAUUCAGCUUUUCCAAUUUUAAAAAAAGCACAAAGAAAUGUCCAAGUGAAAUGUAGUUUUAUGAAACUUCUAUGAAUUUGUCAUAAUUUUUACCUGUAGCUUAGCCUAUUGUUUAACAGUAAGUUUUAUAUUUACCUUUUAAAAAAUAACAGAUAU